AUGUCCCCAUACACGGGGUUUAAGAUGUGGCCCCUCAUGUUCUUAAUUGUUUGGGUGUCUGGGGUUUAUUCUGGUCACUCUCUCCGGCAUUAUCUCACUGCCGUCUCGUCUCCGGGACACGGGAUGCCGGAGUUCUCUAUGGUCGGGUAUGUGGACGGGAUCCAGAUAGAGAAUUAUAACAGCGAUCGCGGCCGGGCUGUCCCUGUCGCUCGGUGGAUGGAGAAAGCGGGACCGGAAUACUGGGAGGGACAGACACAGAAAGGCAGACGGCUGGAGGCUGAUUUAAAAUUCAGCGCAAGGACAUUAAUGAGCCGCUUCAACCAAACCGAAGGUGUCCAUUUUUUCCAGGUGAGGUAUGGCUGUGAGCUCAGCGAUGAUGGCAGCACCACGGGAUAUGACCAGCACGGUUACGAUGGGAGAGAUUUCGUUGUCUUGAACACCAGUCAAGGGGUUUAUAUACCGAUCAUAGCCGAGGCUCAGACGGCUGCACAGAGACUGAACAGCCCCGAGGUGCAAGCGGGUAAAGGAGUAAAGUAUUACCUGAGUGUGACGUGUAUUGAAAUGCUGAAGAAACACAUCAAGAACGGGCGAGAGGAGCUGGAGCGGAGAGUUCCCCCACAGAUCAAGAUUUUAGACCAAACUUCAAAUGGGACCACAAAGCUUCAGUGCCAGGUGUACGGCUUUUACCCCCGAGACGUAGGCGUGAAUUGGAAGAAAAAUGGGUCAGAUGUUCCCUCUCGUGAGGCCAAACAGGUUCUCCCCAAUACCGACGGCACUUACCAGAUCAGGGUCACCGUGGAAGUGACACCCGAGGAGGGUGACAGUUACUCCUGCCACGUGGACCACGGCAGCCUGGCAGAGCCACUCAUUGUGAUGUGGGAUCCAAGGACGGGCAGGAGCGGCUCCGCCGUGUCCAUCACCGUUGGGGCGAUCGCACUGAUUGGCGCGGCUGCAGUUGUUGGAUUUAUAAUAUGGAAAAGGUAUUCAGGCAAGAAACCUGAUUACGACUCUGUUAGCAGUAAGUAA
This is a messenger RNA of Spea bombifrons (plains spadefoot toad), 1026 nucleotides long. RefSeq names its product class I histocompatibility antigen, F10 alpha chain-like. The transcript is spliced from 6 exons. Gene Ontology annotation, biological process: immune response. The coding region runs from base 1 to 1026 and encodes 341 amino acids. Gene Ontology annotation, cellular component: external side of plasma membrane. NCBI's taxonomy places the organism in Eukaryota, Metazoa, Chordata, Amphibia, Anura, Pelobatidae. The record is from RefSeq and is a predicted model, not a curated record.